AUGACGCCGACUAAUGGUGAUGGUGUCGAGCCGCCACACAUCGUCGUGCUGGAUGGAGGAUUUUCUACGCAGCUGUCUUGCCACGUGGGUCACAUCAUAGAUGGAGACCCGUUGUGGAGUGCCCGCUUUCUUCAUACACAUCCUGACGAGGUGGUGAAUACCCACUUAGACUUUCUUAGAGCGGGAGCUCAUUUAAUAAUAACAAAUACGUAUCAGGCAUCAGUUGACGGUUUUGUGGAACAUCUUGGUGUAACACCGGAACAAGGUUACGAGCUUAUAUUGCGUGCCGUAGAGCUGGCCAAGCGAGCACGCUCUCUUUACUUGGAAGAAUAUGAAGACUGCAUUCAGGGUGAUCACGUCCCGUUGGUCGUGGGAUCAGUGGGCCCGUAUGGAGCGCAUCUUCACGAUGGUUCUGAAUACGAUGGCAGCUACGCCGACACCACCACUGUUCAGACAAUGCGCGAAUGGCAUCUACCGCGGAUCCAAGCUUUAGUGGAUGCGGGGGUAGACUUACUUGCUUUGGAGACAAUACCUUGUCAAGAAGAAGCCGAAAUGUUAUGUGACCUGUUGCGCGAGUUUCCAAAUAUAAAGGCAUGGCUUUCUUUCAGUUGUAAGGAUAAUCAAAGUAUAGCUCACGGUGAAAGCUUCCAAAAAGUGGCCAAAAAGUGUUGGGAAGCGAAUCCAGAUCAAUUAGUGGCGGUGGGAGUGAACUGCUGCGCACCUUCCUACGUAGCAGAUCUACUGAAAGGGAUCAACGACGACCGGCCCCACUCCCCCAUCCCAUUAAUUGUUUAUCCUAACUCAGGCGAAAAAUACAAUCCACAAAUAGGGUGGAUUGAUCGAGACAAGUGUGAAUCAGUGGAGGUGUUCAUUCAGGAGUGGUUAGACUUAGGCGUGCGGUAUGUGGGGGGAUGCUGUCGCACAUACGCGGCAGAUGUCUCACGUAUCCGCAACCAGGUCAAUUGUUGGCGCGACCGCUGGCGCUUCCAAGCCAAAUAUCAAGCUAAUCUCAAUUCUAAUAAUAGUGCCGUCGACUGA
Parnassius apollo (apollo) is the source of this 1038-nucleotide messenger RNA. The record is from the annotation of a GenBank genome assembly. Lineage: Eukaryota; Metazoa; Arthropoda; Insecta; Lepidoptera; Papilionidae.